CCGAGAUCACAUAGUGUGUUAAAUAUGCCUUUAUGAUACUGCUUCUGAAAGUUGACAUGACAAACAAAAUGAAGAUAGGUGGUGCUGAUUGGCAGGUUCUGGGCUCUCUGAGUGUCAGUGAAGGACUCUUUUCACUAGGGAACAGGUAAUUCACCAAAGCACCUGCCUAGCUGGGCAUGUAGAAUUGGCAGCAGCUGUGCAGCUGAAGAGGGAUUAUUGAGCAGGUGGUUAAAGAAUCACAUGCCACAGUGACAAGAAAAUACUUGGUCUUCCGUGGUUUAGGUUCAGUUCAUAUGUGUGAAAUUGCUCUUUGUUUCACAUUUCUUAAUGCCUGAUGCUGGUUUGUUGGUGAGACGAUAAUAGAAUAGAGAAAAGAGAUUCUUUCUCUAUUUUUCUUUUAGAUUACUAAGUAGCAUGCCUUAGACAUGGUCCUAGAUGGCCCUAUUGUAUUUCUGUGAUUUCUGGCUUUAUGCCCUAUGAAUGGGUAGGAAAUAGUGGUAAUUCAGUGUUUCUAGUACUUGUUUAUUAGGGGGAAAUGGGAAGGAGAAAAUUCUCUGAGUGUGGUGAAAAAGAUUCAGUCCAUUGGGAGGAUACCCAGCAGGUUUUAUGCAGAGGAUGUAAUUGACAUUUUGUGUUAAGUCUACCUGGCAUGCCUAGCUCAAAAUUUGCAUGUGUUUUUACUUUACAAAUGUAAUUCUCCACAUGAAGUUUGCAUCUCUUCAGUUGUUUGUUUUAUUCCAUUUUUAGUUUCUCCCAGCACCUUUAUAGCUUUUUUUUCUGGCUAUGACUUGUUAGAGUCAGAUCAUUACCAGAGGGCCAAAUCAUGUUAAGGAAAUAGCACAACUAAAUAUUUAUCUUAAAAAUAAGUACAGCGUUUCCUACAACUUGGAGAAGGAAUUUCUAUUUUGAGUUUUUAAAAAAUAAAUUUCCAGAUUUUCCUUAAACGUUAUCAUCAUCUUCUGAGUAUUUUACUUUGCUUUCAUAUGUUCAGCCAGUAGAUAGUGUCGCAGAUUCUGACAUUUUUAGAGCCCUCAAGUCACUUACUUUGUGUAUUAGGCCAGCUGACCGUGCUGCUACUUCUGUUGAGCCAUGUACACACAGUCACAAUCUAAUUGAAUUCACAGGGUAUUGAUUAACAGUUGAUUGAAAGGAAAUAGGUAAUAUUAACUAUUUUAAAGUUCAGAAAUCCCUUUUUCCCUGACUCCAGGUAGAGUGAAGGCACCGACCUGUUAGAAUGAGAGUUUUAGAGAAAAACUUGGAGGUUCUGCGGUCAGAGCCAGAGAAUCUGCUCAAACCUGGUUUAUAACAUAGGUUUAAGUAGGAGCCCAGUGAUAGCAGUUUUUGCAUAAUACUUCUAGGAAAGAAUAUUAACUUAUUUCCCCUUAUGAGGCCAUCACAGUUUGUUUUAACUGUCCACAGACUACCAUAUACUUUCUUAGCUUUCUCAGUAGUUUGCUUCCUCUUGCUUUCCCCCUCCCCCAUCUCUCAUCCUGCUUCUCUGCUCUGAAGACUUCUCUAGCAGCUUGGAAACACUCUAAUUACUGUAGCUAUUAUAGUCACAACCCAGAUCUACCACCUCCUUCCCACUCACCCCUUUCUAUCUUCCUUUCCCCUCCCUUUGCUCAAGCAGCAGGAGUUGAACUGCAGCCUCAUGAGCACAGUCAGAUCUGUGAAUGAGCUUUAUAUCUUGUCAAGGCAGAACUCCAGAUCCAACAGGGCUGAUUUUUCAUGGUUCUCUUGCUGUUUGUUCUUGGAUCAGAGUCCUAGAAAUAAGGGGUGGCAGAUACCCAUUAGGUCAUAUCUAGUCCAUCACUCAGGGGCAAGCCUAGGCUAUUUCUCUUGUCUCUGUGAGCAUUUUUUCUUUUCUUGUGCAGGUGAGAGCCGUCUGAUGCCAGGCAAGCUCUGAAACUGCCUUCUUUUUAUUACGCUCUCUGGUCAUUAGUGUCUGGCCAACUUUCUCUCUUGGAUUUUUAUUCUUACCCCAUAACUUGUUCCCAGUAAUAUCGUCUCUCCUUCAGCUUCAUUCCUUUCUUCUUGGUUGUUAACACAGCUUUUGUACCAUCAGUUUUCUGUGUCAGAUGCUACCAUUUUCAACCUUUGCCACUAGGGUCAUUGUGGCAUCCUUUUAAGGAGGUUCAUUUGAUGAAGUACAGGAUACACAUGUAUCUGAGCAAGUGGUAAUUAAUAAGGUGGCUUGGAAAAUAAGUGCAAAGUUGUGCCCUUAAGAAACCUGUAUAUUGUAUGAACAAAUGCUGCUGCUUUCAGUUUGAUUUGGGUACUUCCUGUUCUAACCCUUUGUUCUCUUUAUGUGGAUGAAUUGUAUUUUUGUGUGGCUUAGUUACACUGAAGUUAUUGUCUGAUUUAGUAGUGUCGUAUGUUUUCCUUGCUAAUGUGGCUUUUCAAGGUGUAGAGUGAAAAGGCAUAGAAUGAGGGGUCCUAAAACCCAGGUUCUGAUCACUACUAACAUGCCUCUAACUGGCUGUGUGACCUUGUGCUGGUCAUUCCUGUUUUCACUUAUCUGUAAAAUGAGUACAUUAGACAAGAUCAUCUCAGAGGUUCCAUUUAACUAUGGCACUUUAUGACAUCAAGAAUGUGAUGGAAAAACAGGACAAAAAUGAUUGAAAAAAGUGAGUUUUUUUUUUUUAUUACUGUGUGAAAAAUAUAGUCAGUAUUCAGUAGGGCUAAUGAGUGCAGCCUUAGUUCCCUGGGGCUUGACUCUCAUUCCUCUUUGAUGUGUUUGUAAAGCUUAUGCUGUGCUUUUUUUACUAGGCCAUUUUCUUUUGGAGAGUCCUGUACCCUCAUUCUGCAGGUUCACCAGCUUGUCAAAUGUAUUUCUUUUUUAGUCUGCUCAAGCCACAGGAGUGGAAUCAGAAAGCUUCAGAAAGGAAAAUUUGUAAGAAGGCAGUCACACCUGGAAGGAUUUGCCAGCAAUGAUGUUGUCCACUGGGCAUGUACUGACCAAUGUGGCAGGUCUGAGAACAUAGCUGAAGCUGAAAAUAGGAAAGCUGGGGCAAGGAAGAGCCUUGAAUCUUGAGGUGGGACGUUGACUCUAAGAUGUCCUUGAGCAGUGGAGCCUCCGGAGGGAAAGGAGUGGAUGCAAACCCGGUUGAGACAUACGACAGUGGGGAUGAAUGGGACAUUGGAGUAGGGAAUCUCAUCAUUGACCUGGACGCCGAUCUGGAAAAGGACCAGCAGAAACUGGAAAUGUCAGGCUCAAAGGAGGUGGGGAUUCCAGCUCCUAAUGCUGUGGCCACACUGCCAGACAACAUCAAGUUUGUGACCCCAGUGCCAGGUCCUCAAGGGAAGGAAGGCAAAUCAAAAUCCAAAAGGAAUAAGAGUGGAAAAGACUCUAGCAAACCCACUCCAGGGACUUCCCUGUUCACUCCGAGUGAGGGGGCAGCUAGCAAGAAAGAGGUGCAGGGACGCUCAGGAGAUGGUGCCAAUGCAGGAAGCCUGGUUGCUGCUAUUGCUCCCAAGAGCUCAGAGAAGGUGGCUAAGGCGUCCCGCAGUGUAGCCGGCUCCAAAAAGGAGAAGGAGAACAGCUCAUCUAAGAGCAAGAAGGAGAGAAGCGAAGGAGUGGGGACUUGUUCAGAAAAGGAUCCUGGGGUCCUCCAGCCAGUCCCCUUGGGAGGACGGGGUGGUCAGUAUGAUGGAAGUGCAGGGGUGGACACAGGAGCUGUGGAGCCACUUGGGAGUAUAGCUAUUGAGCCUGGGGCAGCGCUCAAUCCUUUGGGAGCUAAACCGGAGCCAGAGGAAGGGGAGAAUGAGUGUCGCCCGCUAAAGAAAGUCAAGUCUGAAAAGAUGGAGUCCCCUGUCUCUACACCAGCGGUGCUGCCACUGCACCUUUUAGUGCCAGUGGUCAAUAAUGACAUCUCAUCCCCCUGUGAGCAGAUCAUGGUUCGUACCCGAUCAGUCGGAGUCAACACAUGUGAUGUGGCUUUAGCCACAGAGCCUGAGUGCCUGGGCCCCUGUGAACCUGGAACAAGUGUCAAUCUCGAGGGCAUCGUGUGGCAGGAAACAGAAGAUGGGAUGUUGGUGGUGAAUGUAACAUGGAGGAACAAGACAUACGUAGGCACACUUCUAGACUGCACACGGCAUGAUUGGGCACCCCCCAGGUUCUGUGAUUCCCCCACCAGUGACUUGGAAAUGCGCAACGGUCGGGGUAGAGGCAAGCGCAUGCGUCCCAACAGCAAUACCCCUGUCACUGAGACAGCUGCAGCCUCUGACAGCAAAGGGACCGGCAGCAGCAGCAAAACCCGUGCAGGAGCCAACAGCAAAGGCCGUCGCGGCAGCCAAAAUUCUUCAGAGCAUCGCCCACCUGCAAGUAGCACCUCUGAGGAUGUCAAGGCCAGCCCUUCCUCAGCUAAUAAGAGGAAAAACAAACCCCUUUCGGACAUGGAGCUGAAUUCUAGCUCAGAGGACUCCAAAGGGAGCAAGCGUGUUCGUACGAAUUCCAUGGGUUCGGCCACUGGCCCCCUCCCUGCGACCAAGGUGGAACCCACUAUGCUAGACAGAAAUUGUCCCUCCCCUGUCCUUAUUGACUGUCCCCACCCAAACUGUAACAAAAAGUACAAGCACAUCAAUGGACUUAAGUACCACCAGGCUCAUGCCCACACAGAUGAUGAUAGCAAGCCAGAAGCAGAUGGAGACAGUGAGUAUGGAGAAGAGCCCGCCCUCCAUGCAGACCUUGGGAGCUGCAAUGGUGCAUCUGUCUCACAGAAAGGUUCCUUGUCCCCUGCCCGCUCAGCUACCCCCAAAGUUCGGCUCCUAGAGCCCCACAGCCCUUCUCCCUCAAGCAAAUUCAGCACAAAAGGCCUCUGUAAGAAAAAGCUGAGUGGGGAAGGGGACACAGACCUUGGAGCCUUAUCCAAUGAUGGCUCUGAUGAUGGACCCUCAGUAAUGGAUGAAACAAGCAACGAUGCCUUUGAUUCUUUGGAAAGGAAGUGUAUGGAAAAAGAAAAGUGUAAAAAACCCUCUAGUUUGAAACCAGAAAAGAUUCCUUCCAAAAGCCUAAAGUCAGCCCGGCCCAUUGCCCCCGCCAUACCCCCGCAGCAAAUCUACACCUUCCAGACAGCCACCUUCACAGCAGCAAGCCCAGGAUCCUCCUCGGGCUUGACCACCACGGUGGUUCAAGCCAUGCCCAACAGUCCCCAACUCAAACCCAUUCAGCCCAAGCCCACUGUGAUGGGAGAGCCUUUCACAGUCAACCCUGCCUUGACACCAGCCAAGGACAAGAAGAAGAAAGACAAAAAAAAGAAGGAAUCUUCAAAGGAACUUGAAAGUCCUCUGACCCCAGGGAAGGUGUGUCGAGCCGAAGAAGGCAAAAGCCCAUUCAGGGAAUCGUCAGGAGAUGGGAUGAAAAUGGAGGGGCUCCUAAAUGGCUCAUCAGACCCCCACCAGAGCCGGCUGGCUAGCAUCAAGGCUGAAGCCGACAAGAUCUACAGUUUCACAGACAAUGCCCCCAGCCCUUCCAUUGGCGGCAGUAGUCGCCUGGAGAGCACUACCCCUACCCAGCCCAUGACUCCCUUACACGUAGUGACCCAGAAUGGAGCCGAAGCCAGCUCAGUCAAAACCAACAGCCCUGCGUACUCUGACAUCUCUGAUGCUGGGGAGGAUGGGGAAGGCAAAGUGGACAGUGUCAAAUCAAAGGACCCUGAGCAGUUGGUUAAGGAAGGAGCUAAGAAAACGCUUUUCCCCCCUCAGCCGCAGAGCAAAGACUCACCAUAUUAUCAAGGCUUUGAGAGUUAUUACUCUCCAAGUUACGCACAGUCCAGCCCAGGAGCUCUGAAUCCCAGCAGCCAAGCAGGAGUGGAGAGCCAGGCCCUGAAGACAAAAAAAGAUGAGGAGCCAGAGAGCAUAGAGGGGAAAGUGAAGAAUGACGUCUGUGAGGAAAAGAAAGCAGAGCUGAGCAGUUCCAGUCAGCAGCCCUCCGUCAUCCAGCAACGUCCCAACAUGUACAUGCAGUCCCUGUACUACAACCAGUAUGCCUACGUGCCCCCCUACGGCUACAGCGACCAGAGCUACCACACCCACCUCCUGAGCACAAACACGGCUUACCGGCAGCAGUAUGAAGAGCAGCAGAAGCGGCAGAGCUUGGAGCAGCAGCCGCGGGGACUGGACAAGAAGGCAGAGUUGGGCCUGAAGGAGCGGGAGGCAGCACUCAAGGAAGAAUGGAAGCAAAAGCCUUCUAUUCCCCCAACUCUCACCAAGGCCCCCAGCCUCACAGACCUGGUCAAGUCAGGACCCGGCAAGGCCAAGGAACCAGGGGCAGACUCUGCCAAGUCAGUCAUUAUCCCCAAGUUAGAUGACUCUUCCAAACUGCCCAGCCAGGCCCCAGAGGGACUGAAAGUGAAGCUGAGUGAGGCCAGCCAUCUAGGCAAGGAGGCCUCUGAGGCUAAGACUGGUGCUGAGUGUGGCCGACAGGCGGAGGUGGAUCCCAUACUCUGGUACCGACAGGAAGCAGAGCCCCGGAUGUGGACGUACGUUUAUCCUGCCAAGUACUCAGACAUAAAGUCAGAGGAUGAGCGGUGGAAAGAGGAGCGGGACCGCAAAUUGAAGGAAGAAAGGAUUCGGAGUAAGGACUCUGUCCCCAAGGAGGAUGGGAAGGAAAGCACAAGUAGUGACUGCAAGCUGUCCACGUCCGAGGAAUCCCGUCUCGGGAACAAGGAGCCCCGACCAAGUGUCCACGUGCCUGUGUCUUCUCCCCUCACCCAGCACCAGUCCUACAUCCCCUACAUGCACGGGUACUCCUACAGCCAGUCCUAUGACCCCAGCCACCCCAGCUACCGGGGCAUGCCUGCUGUGAUGAUGCAGAACUACCCAGGUUCCUACCUGCCCUCCAGCUACUCUUUCUCCCCAUAUGGCAGCAAGGUCUCAGGGGGUGAAGAUGCCGACAAGGCACGAGCCAGCCCCAGUGUCAGUUGUAAAUCCAGCUCAGAGUCCAAAGCCCUGGACAUCUUACAGCAGCAUGCCAGUCACUACAAGAGCAAGUCUCCCACGAUAAGUGAAAAGACUUCUCAGGAGAGAGAUCGGGGAGGCUGUGGGGUGGUUGGGGGUGGUGGCAGCUGUAGCAGCGUCGGGAGUGCCAGCGGGGGAGAAAGGAGUGUAGAUCGGCCACGUACCUCCCCGUCCCAGCGGCUGAUGUCCACACACCACCACCACCACCACUUGGGAUACUCAUUGCUCCCAGCACAGUACAACUUACCUUAUGCAGCAGGGCUUUCUUCUACAGCCAUUGUUGCCAGCCAGCAAGGCUCCGCGCCCUCACUCUAUCCACCACCCCGGAGGUGAGAAUGAACACCAAGUGCCCGGAUAAAGUCAGCUUCACGGGCCCGGACUGGCUCACCCAAGGAGGUGCUGGAGGUGCCAUUUAGACAUCAGUUAAAUGGUGUUGAUCAUCCUGUUUGCCGUUUCCACCAUGACCGAAGGCAGACCCUUGGCUAUCUUGCCUCCACCAGACCCCUGGAUUCCCCGACCUUCCCUCUUCCUAAGGAGCUGGAGAGCUGGUACUUAGCAAAAAUAUUUAUUCUCUCGGCCACAGUUGUGACUGUUGUGGCCUCUGUGGAGAUGAAGGCAUGGGGAGCAACCAGGGAAACGUGGCCUCAGCCCAGAGAAGUCACUGCUCUGUUCCCCAAGCCCCUGUCAGCUGCCAGAGCAGUACCAUUACCCCCGGGGAGGGCCCCCCCCCCCCCCCCCAAGCACUGGGUAAGGUCUGAAGACAGCACAGCAGCCAUACCCCUCUCACCGUCAUUGCCGCCAUCACCAGACCCUGCAUCUCUCCAGUGGUUUGGGCCCUGGGAACCGGGAGCACGUGGAGGAAUUAGAAUCUCAGGAAAGAAAUUGGGGACUGUUUUCUCUGUAAUUGUGAAAACAGGGUCUUCCGGCGUGAAGACUUCUCCCCUCUCACAUGAGCACAUAGAAAUGCUCAGAUCUUAGCCUGGAAGGGAAGACCAAGGCAUUUGCCCCACCAUGGUCUUGAGUAACCUGCCAGGCAGAGGGCAGGGGUCCCAAUACCAGCACAGGGCUCCCCGGGAGCACCGGGAAUGAGCUGGAGCUGGAGCGUGAAUGGAGUCUGUGGAGUAGAACCUGCACCCCCACCAAUUCCUGCUGCUCCUUAGUCACCAACUCCUUGCCCUUUCCUCUCUUCCCUCCUGACCCCUUGGUGCCUUUCCCAGGGGGAGCCCAACGCUCAUCUCUCCUCUUGUUUUCCACUGCUUGGCUCUUCAGACUCGGGCAGGUAAAAGAGUAUUCCGCCCCCCCCCCCCAGCACGGGGACCCUUGGUGUCUGCCAGGUCACCUUAGGGCAAAGUCCAGGAGGCAGAGCUAGGGGCACCUGGCAGUUCACAGAGAAGUCCUGUCUGUUCAGCCAUCUGAGCAUCCUCCUCAUUUAGGGCCACAGACAUACAAUCCGGUUCCUCUCUACACAAGCCCGUGGUUUUUACAUCGCUCCGCCCACAGCCUGUGUGUGCCAGUGUAAGCUGUGUUUCUUCGUGACACGGUUUUCAGGGGCCACUGAUCAUGGAGGUUUUAUGGUCCUCAGAUCCUGGGAUGACACAUCCAAGCCAUUACUCCUCAGGCCUCUGCGCCUUGAGGCAGCAGACACUUCUCCGCUCUCCUUAGAGCAGCAGUCUCCUCGUCCAGGCUUUAUGCUCUUUGUGCUGAGAAAGUGAUGAUUUGGUAGCUUUACUGGAGUCACUUCUUCCCCAAGGUACGGGGAGCUUUAACUCUUACUUUGCUUUUGGAUCAUCCCUUUGUUCUUCUCUCCUGUCUUCCCUUGACCUGAAUUGGAAGAUAAAGACUGACAGACACCAAGAGUUCAGAAAAGGCUGUCGGUGACCAGAGUGCCAAAGGUGACACUGAAGAGCAGAGGCUUGGUUUGGCGUGCAGGUGGAGGCCAGUAAGCACAAUGUCUAGCUGGGGCGUUUCCAAGAUCCUGGAACCCUUCUCCAGGGAGAAUUUAAGGUCAUUUGCUCAAGAGGAGCUUCUCUGACCCAGGUAGACUUUUUCUCUAGCUUUCCAUGUCCUUGUUUCUGUUCAAGUUGGGUUCUGAGCCCUCUCACUUUUAGCCCUCUUAGCAGGCUUCCAGGCAGCCUCCCUCUCCCGUCAUUCCCUCUGCUUCCUGCUCUCCCAGCAGGCAGUGCUCUGAGCAGUGACUUCCCUGUCAUCCAUGGAAGUAGUGGGUUAGGCACCUUCACCCCACCCGAUCUGAGUGAGCCCCACGGAGAGGACGACUGAAUUUCAGCGUGAUUAUGCCCUCCCAGGCUCCUGUAGGGUGGAGCCCAGGGCCCAUCUCUGUUCCUGUUUGUUUUGAAAUACCGUUGUGUGUUUUGUAUCUGUGGUGCUGGCUUUCAGCACGCUCUGUAUAUAUUGUAAAGAAACCAUUCGGAGUACUUUUCUUUCCCAUUGAGCAGGCAUGGCCCUACAUUCCUGCCCUUUCCACUUUGUUCUGUAACACAGAGAAGAGGAACUUGCAUAUUAGCAGGGCAGCCUUGGUUUCUGCAGAAGAGAACAGAUUUUUCUUGUGUCUUAACACCUCCCCCCUUAAAAAACACAUGGGUCUUUUUGAUCUUAAAUAUUUAAGUCUCCAUUGAAGAGUAGGAGCCAAGCUGCCCAGAUGAGCAGGUGACAGCAACAAUGGCAGAAGGGCACUGCCUUGUCCUGAUACCUGAGCCUCUGGUCCCCAGCCCUCGCCAGGUCCACUUCCCUCCCAGAAAUAAACGAAGCAGCAGCAGUGGAGGAAAUAAAGAUCUCUGAUGAGUGCUGACUGAGGGACCUGCCGUCUCCCCCCGCCUCUCCACAUAGGCGGGAGAACACAGGUGGGGUACCUGUGGCCCCCACAACCUGGUCAGAGAGGUGAGACAGCAAAGAUUUCACUCCACCCCAUGAGCUAAGGCUGGAAAAGUUGGGGGCUAGUGCCUGCCCGGGUCCCAGACCAGUGCUUUCUGAGCCAUCCCUGCUCAGGUCUCUUCAUAGGCAUCACUCAUUGGCGCCCGGGGAGAAGCGAGGGCAAGAACCUCGUCCCGGGCUGGCCAGCCAGGACUGGGGAGCUGCUCUUUAGGACUCACAUCUGCUUCUUCCUCGUCAGGGCGUGCCAGCUCCCUUCAUCCCCUUCCCCUGCCUGUACAUGUGUGGGUACAUGUAUGAAACUUCCUUCUCUUCCCUCACCCUCUCCACAUCUCUCAAGGUCAGAGGACCACAUGCAGAAAAGCGGAGGGCACCUUGUGGAAUGAAAGGGGGCUUCUUGAAUCUUCUCUCCAGGCUGCACAGUGGGGGUAGGAGGGUAAGACUGAAGAAGGGCUAGAGAGAGAACUAUAUACAGGUUUGAGGUCACACAUGUCACUUACUAUCCCAUGUAUCCUAUCACCAUCCCAGUGUCUACUCUGAUGCCCCCAAGAUUCAACUGGGCAGCUAGUUGGCCCUGUCAUUCUGGGCCUUUACCGUUUGUUUUAUUACUAGGGCAUCCCAGGGAGCUUUCCGAUGAUCCUCUGCCAUGGGCCCCUCCCGGGAUCAAGCCCUCCCAGGCCCCAUCCCCAGCCCCUCCUGCCCCAGCCCACCCGCUUGCCUUGGUGCUCAGCCCCCCAUUGGGAGCAGGUUGGGGCGAGUUGGAGGCCCGGGCUGGAGGGGCAGUGUUGCUGUUCUUAGCUUUUAUACCUUUGGCGUUGCUCUGUUGGAUUUAAUUUCAGUCUUCCUUGAUUCUUCCCUUCUGUAAAGUGUACAUUACCAAGUUCCUUGUUUUUUUUAUAUAUAUAUAUAAAUAUAUAUAUAUACAAACUGUACUCUUUUUGCCUUUGUACAUUCAGGCAAGAAGAGAAAAUAAAUCUUUUUAAGAGACAAUCACAAAUCUGUGAGGGCUGCUGGUUAUUUCUCCUGGAGUUUGCUGCUGAGCUGCCUCCUCCUUCCUCCCCACUUUGCCCUUCUCCCUCAGCUUUCCUGAUCUCCCUGGCCCUGCUCCAUGUGCAUCCUCAGCUCCUUCUUCCCUGGCUGAUGGCAAGCUGUUGAAUCCAGUGACAAACCACCUGCCCGGCAGUGUUUUCCAGCUUGGCCACUAGCUCACCCAGGAGUUUUAUUCUGUACCCUGGCCCUUCCUCUUUCCACCCUUAGAUCCCCCUUCACCGAAGUGGCUUGGACCCCUGGGUCCUCUGGGACCUGUCUCCCAAAGGCCCUGACUUUGGACGCUCACCUAUAAAACUAUGCAGCUGGGAUCUCUGUGCCUAAGAGUUUGCACUACUUAAACCUGCCUGGGAGUUAGAACGGAUGCUUUUUAGAAAUGAGUGGGAAGCUAUCCCCAAACACUCCCCUCAGAUUCCAACCUCCAGAGUGCUCUUGUCCAGAGCCCCAAGAAUCAUUCCUGGCUGGUGGAUUCCUGUGGCUACCCCCAUCCGAAUAAGGGCUAAGGGUUUAUGGGUCAAGAGCAUUUGUCAGAAUUUCAAAGGGAUGGUACAUUCGGAAAUACAGCCCGACCAAACCAUUGUUCCUACUCUUUAUUUUACUCUGAUUUCCUCCCCACCUUUUCCCCCUUCUACUUCCUUUUCUUAAUUGGCUUUGGAAUUGAAGUAUAUUUUUAAAUUAUUUGUUGUAUUUAUUGAAUAAAGUUUUUAAUGUCCCUGUUCUUAAAUUUAGACUU
This is a messenger RNA of Talpa occidentalis (Iberian mole), 11623 nucleotides long. RefSeq names its product zinc finger protein 609 (gene ZNF609). The transcript has 10 exons. NCBI's taxonomy places the organism in Eukaryota, Metazoa, Chordata, Mammalia, Eulipotyphla, Talpidae. Gene Ontology annotation, biological process: regulation of transcription by RNA polymerase II. The record is from RefSeq and is a predicted model, not a curated record. Gene Ontology annotation, cellular component: nucleus. The coding region runs from base 3055 to 7290 and encodes 1411 amino acids.